This is a messenger RNA of Ambispora leptoticha, 249 nucleotides long. Lineage: Eukaryota; Fungi; Glomeromycota; Glomeromycetes; Archaeosporales; Ambisporaceae. The record is from the annotation of a GenBank genome assembly.
AUGGUCGAAAGAAGAAAGGAAAGUGGAUACGAUCUAAAAUUAGAAUACAUAGAAUAUGGGAAGAAAUUAUCCUACAUGACUGCUACCUUAUAUCCGAAUGAAGAACAAGGAGAAAACGCCGGCAAACGGAUGGAACCAACUGUAUUGUAUGUGGAAGGGCAAUUUCAGGAAACGCCGGGUGCAUCAAAAAGGAAUGCCAAAAUUCCGAGUGUGGUUAUUGAUGAGGAGAAUGCAAAACGCAUUGCUUAG